AUGGCUCGUACUUUCUUCGUCGGUGGUAACUUCAAGAUGAACGGCUCCAAGGAGUCUCUUACCCAAAUCGUUGACACCUUGAAUAAGGCUGAUCUCCCAGCCAACGUUGAGGUUGUUAUUGCUCCACCAGCUCCAUACAUUCCUCUUGUUGUUUCUGAGAACACUCAAAAGACCGUUGAGGUUUCUGCUCAAAACGUCUUCGACAAGGCCUCCGGUGCUUACACUGGUGAGAUCUCUCCACAACAAUUGAAGGACUUGGGUGCUACCUGGACCUUGACUGGUCACUCCGAGAGAAGAACCAUCAUCAAGGAGUCUGACGAGUUCGUCGCUGACAAGACCAAGUUCGCUUUGGACUCUGGCAUCAAGGUUAUCUUGUGUAUCGGUGAGACCUUGGAGGAGAGAAAGGCCGGUGUCACCAUUGAGGUCUGUGCCAGACAAUUGGACGCCGUCUCCAAGAUUGUCUCCGACUGGACCAACAUUGUUGUUGCCUACGAGCCAGUCUGGGCUAUUGGUACCGGUUUGGCUGCCACCCCAGAGGAUGCUCAAGACACCCACAAGGACAUCAGAGCUCACUUGACCAAGACUAUUGGUGCCGAGCAAGCUGAGAAGGUUAGAAUCUUGUACGGUGGUUCCGUCAACGGCAAGAACGCCCCUGAGUUCAGAGACAAGGCUGAUGUCGACGGUUUCUUGGUCGGUGGUGCUUCUUUGAAGCCGGAGUUCAUCGACAUUAUCAGAUCCAGAUUGUAA
Australozyma saopauloensis is the source of this 747-nucleotide messenger RNA. RefSeq names its product triose-phosphate isomerase (gene TPI1). Gene Ontology annotation, biological process: gluconeogenesis; glycolytic process; glyceraldehyde-3-phosphate biosynthetic process. Gene Ontology annotation, molecular function: triose-phosphate isomerase activity. Lineage: Eukaryota; Fungi; Ascomycota; Pichiomycetes; Serinales; Metschnikowiaceae. Bases 1 to 747 code for a protein of 248 amino acids. The record is from RefSeq and is a predicted model, not a curated record. The transcript has a single exon. Gene Ontology annotation, cellular component: cytosol.